Molecule: messenger RNA, 1348 nt
Organism: Pyrus x bretschneideri (Chinese white pear)
Lineage: Eukaryota; Viridiplantae; Streptophyta; Magnoliopsida; Rosales; Rosaceae
Product: annexin-like protein RJ4
Cellular component (GO): cytoplasm
Molecular function (GO): calcium-dependent phospholipid binding; calcium ion binding
Source: RefSeq, a predicted model, not a curated record
GUGUAACGUACGAGGAACUCGGCAACAUGAUUUGUGUGAGGUGGCCAUUACCUUCAAUGGUGAAUACCAUAAGAAAACCUAGCAAUAUAUAAAGGGUCACGCACUCGGACUAGUCUCUCACUCACAUUUUACUUGCCUCUUUCCUUCCUUGCCUACUGAAAACCAAGCAAAAACAGCAUAGCAGUUUACGAUGGCAAGCCUCAUUGCUCCAGACCACUUCUCUCCUCACGACGAUGCAGAAGCGCUCAGAAACGCAUGCAAAGGAUGGGGGACCGAUGAGAAGGCUAUAAUCUCUAUACUGGGACAUAGAAACGCAGCACAGAGAAAGCAAAUCAGGCUUGCUUACGAGCAAUCUUAUCAGGAAGAUCUUCUCAAGCGCCUUGAGUCCGAGCUCUCUGGGGAUUUUGAGAAAGCGAUGUACCGUUGGAUCUUGGAUCCUGCAGAUCGAGAUGCUGUUUUGGCUCAUGUGGCCAUCAAGAAAUCUGAGUGUAACUACAAUGUCAUCAUCGAUGCAACCAUUCUAUCUCCUGAAGAGCUCCUUGCGGUAAGGAAGGCUUACCAAGUUCGCUACAAGCACUCCUUGGAGGAAGACUUGGCUGCACACACCACUGGUGAUAUCCGCAAGCUUUUGGUUGCUUUAGUGACUGCGUAUCGUUAUGAUGGUUGUGAGAUCAAUGCAAAACUGGCCAAUUCGGAAGCUGAUAUUCUUCAUGAUGCUAUCAAAGACAAGGCUUUCAAUCAUGAUGAAGUUAUUAGGAUCCUCAGUACUAGGAGCAAGACUCAGCUCAUGGCAACCUUUAACCGCUACCGAGAUGACCAUGGUACUUCCAUCAGUAAGAGUUUGUUGGAAGAGGGUGGUGAUGGUCUCCAGAAGGCACUGCAUGUAGCCAUACGAUGCCUCAAUGACCCCAAGAAGUACUUUGAGAAGGUUCUUCGCAAUGCAAUCAAGAGGGUUGGAACUGAUGAGGAUGCUCUCACUCGUGUGAUUGUGACAAGGGCCGAGAGGGACUUGAAAGACAUCAAAGAGGUUUACUACAAGAAGAACAACGUUUCUCUCGACCAUACUGUGGCCAAAGAAACUUCCGGGGAUUACAAGGACUUCCUCCUUACUCUGCUGGGGAAGGAAGAUUGAAAAUCUUCGCUGAGCAAAUUAGUAUGAUCAAGUGCUAUGAGUGCUCUGUUUUUCUAUUGAGUUUGAUGACUCUCUUUAUUUCCGUGUUUGUGUUUCCUUGUGGUGUGACUAUCUACCUUACCUCUGUGUAUGUUUGUUGGAGUUUAAGGUUUCUAUCAAGACUUUCGUUUUCGUUUCGGAUGUUAUGGAGUAUUAAUAAAAAAUUGAUUUACCUAA